CUGUAAGAGAUGCAAGGUUGCCUGGAAGGGACAUGACAAGUCAGGACAAGGCACAGGAAAAGCCUGUAGUUCAGUUCCAGAUUGAAGUCCCUCAUUAGAUUGCCCUCUUCUAGACACGUGAAGGCCAUCAUUGCCACAAAUUAUAGUCCAUUUCUUACUCCUUCUGCUCAUGAUCUGUUAAUUCUUUAUACCCUAUUGUAAGAGAGCCUUAAUGUAGGCAGUCACACUAAAAUGGAUGUUAUGGAAGGAAAGGGCAAUCAACCCAUUCGUCAUUCAAAAGCAAUCUGAGAAAUCACAGAAGAUUUAUGUUGUCCAUGAUGAGCUUGCUAAACCACAUAAUGUGAAGAUUGCAAUUAUUUAACUACAGUGCAAUUUUUUAGCUGACCAUGCUGCAGAACACCUUUUGUUACUCAUGAGAAUUUUUUAUUCGAGGUAGAGCACGAAAUAGUCAUGUGAAGACAUGAGUGUAUGCAAGCUACCACUCGUCAGAAAAAAGGAAAAUUAGUCACGUACUCAUUUAGCAGUUAUUUCCCCUUUUUUGGGAAAUCCAAACACAUGUUUUCUCUCUGUGCCUCUGUUUCUCUCAUCCUCACUCUACGGAAGGAAAGAAAGCUCUGUCUAAAAUGUCGUAUGGUUCUGACACAAGUCUGAUUGGGCAAUGAGAGACAAAUUUCCGCUGUGUGUUGAGCUAAACCUUAUAUAAGGUCCUCACUAGCAAUUUCCAUGAUAGCUUCUUUUGUGAAAAGCUAAUGGCUGAAAGACUGCAGAAACACAGAUUUCAAAAGACUUUCCCUUGACCUUCUCCUUCCAAUUUGCUGUGGAAAAAAAUGCGUGGACUCUUCUUUGUCCUGGUGACGUGCACAGCAGGUGCCUCUGCUUUCAGAUUCCAGCAAGUCAAAAGCAUGGAAAACUGCCCAGAUCACACCGUGUUUUUCAAACACUACUACGAAUUGCAUGGAGAACCUGUGGUUCUGAAGUGCCCUUCCCCCAGUUACAAACAUUUGGAUUUUUCUGCCUUGACUCCUAAUAUCACAUGGUAUAAAAAUGGUUCAAAAACCAUGAUAUCGGGAAGAGAUGAAAAUCCAAGAAUCUGGGCAAAAGAAAAUGCACUCUGGUUUUUACCAGUGAUGCUAGAAGAUUCAGGAGUAUAUAUCUGCAUGAAAAGGAACUCCUCCUACUGUGUAGAAGUCUCCAUCCACCUGACAGUCGUGGAGAAAACAGCUGCUCAGGAGAUUGCCUAUCCCCAGGUCCUCUUCACUUUCACUUCUGGAAAGAUCGUUUGUCCUGACCUGUGGGAUUUUUCACCAAAUUGGACAAUCCCAGAGCUCAAGUGGUACAAGGAUUCCCUGCCUUUGGAAGACAACAGUGAGAAAUUCGUCAUUCUGAAAGGUUCAGCUUUUCUGAUCAUGACGUCUGUGCUACCAACAGAUGCUGGCUAUUACACUUGCAAGAUGUCAUUUCCAUUUGAAGGUGUGAUGUACGAAAUCACCAGGACGAUUCAGCUGGAGACUGUUGAACGAGAGAAGAGAAUUACCCCAAUAAUUGUGUAUCCAACGCAAAAGACAACAUCAGCUGUUCUUGGCUCCAAGAUGACUCUUCCAUGCAAAGUGUUUGUUGGGCUGAGCAGCCAUGUCCAAACUGAUGUGGAAUGGCUGGCAAACGACACCAGUGUUGAUGUGGUUUAUAAACAAAGCAGAGUUACAGAGGGAGAACGACAAGAAAUUGUAGAAAAUGGUGAAAACUUCAUUGAAGUACCAUUGAUUUUUGAUUCUGUUGAAGAAAUGGACUUUUACACAGACUUUACCUGUCUGGCCCAGAACAGAUAUGGAUACCAAGUACUGCCAACAAGGGUCAAGCAGGAAGCUGUUGGCUUGUCCUGGUACAUUGCAAUGAUUCCCAUUGCAUUGGCCUGUGUGAUCGUGGGAGGGAUAUGCUGGAAACGGAGAGACGAUAAAGGAUAUAGCAUAGCAAAGGUUUAAAUUCUGCCUGGUUCUCCAACUGCCAACAGAACAAAAAAUCACCAUGGUUAUCUUUCAUGUGAGGCACAGAGAGCAUUUCAGACCUGAUAUACUGCAUUCCCAGCAGACAGAUAUGUAUCAGCUCUUUCCCUCUUCUCCAAGUCUUCUAUGAUCUGAUGAAGUUCAGAAUAUAAGUUUCCAUUUUUAUACUGCCUAGAUGGAGGAAACUUGAUUCUAUUAUUUUGCAGCUAGGGUGCAAUCUGUAGGAUUCUGGAGCACAGAAUACUGGGAUCGUGCUCUGGAUAUGGGAAAGGUAGGGAAAGGAAGGUGCUCUUACCCUUCGUAAUUUCAAUAAACUUACUGGUUUUUUGUACAAAAGGAAAGGAAACCCCCUAGAAGACCCAUUUGUUUUCCUUUUUCCAGAGCCAAAUGCAGUUGUCAUGGCAACUGUAUAUCUAUGAACUUCUCCAUAAAAACCCUAAAUUUUUUCACCAUUUGGAUUAUUCUUUGCUUAAAUGGACUGUCUCAGAAUAUUCCUCCCCCAGAGAAAACUACAUCUGCAUAACAGAUAACUGUACAUGGGAGUAUUCAGUUCUGUUUUAUCUACUAAUAUGUCAUAGCUAGAUAUUCAUAGGCAGCUGUAACAUGUUGUUAUCUUUGCCAAGGAAAGAAUUUGUGUUUCAAGAGUCAUUUGACUAAUAAAAACUCUCAUUCCUGGAAGUAGCUGGACAGAUUGCCAGUAGUAAUAUACAGUCUCACCCUUUCAUGCCUUUCUGUGACCAAUCUGGUGUAGCUUCAAAUUGUGUCCUUUAAAUUGCAGUAUGCAAAUCGACUACUUAUGAUGCAAAACACUGCCUGUUAGGUUAAUCUAACUGGAUUCUAGUCUUGGCAUAAAUCAGAAGGGAGCAAUAAAUAAUCAGUGACCAUGCUGUACUUUGAGAGACAGAAGGAGUAAAAUGACUCGGUUACUUCCUCUUCAAAGAGACACCACUUAUAAUAGCUGAGAAAUAGUUACAUGACAUAUAAUGUGUAUUAUCUUCAUCUGUAUGGGAGGGAAGAGAAACUGCCUUAAAGGACUACAUUGUACAGAGCCGUAACUGACGCCUCUCACAGACUCUGAAGACAAAGCUUUUUGUUCAAGUAAAUCAUCCCAGAGGUUUUUCAAACUCUGCAGGAAAGAAAUCAGGAAAAACACUGUCUUCAAAGAAACAAAUGGUAACAAACUAGGGAAAUGAGCAGCUCAUGUCCAACUGGGAGAGGCCAUAAUCUAAUUCCUUUCCACCAUCUCUUAUAGCUGGCUUUGAGUUAAUCCAAUAAAUAUUUGGAAAAACUUCAAAGAGUAGGAUGUGACUUGAGUUAGGAAACCUUUAUUAUCUACUAGCAGAAACCUUCGCAAGUAAUGAUAUUUAAGCCAAAGCCUCCCUUUAAAUAUUCUAAGGCAUGGAGAUUAGAGUUCUGACACAGUCUGAGUCAAGAGCAACCAAGGAAGACCACAGAAUUUACUGUUGCCAAGCACAGAAUGUCAGCUAUGAUGAUAAAGACUACAUGUAUUUUAUGGGCAGAUGGGAAAAAGCUGUCUGCAAGUGUGGAAACCAGUCAAUCCACUUGGAUAUCUGUUCUUUGAAGGAAGAAAGCUAUAGAUGAACUGACCAGUGCUGGAAGGAACAUGAAAAAUAUUUUAGGAACAUCAGGAAUGCUCAUUAUUUUCAAGCAAUCGCUAGUCUGUAGCUAGAGAAUAAAUUUGGUUUGUCAGUAAGUGUAACAUUUCAAAAUGUGAUUUGUUCUUCCUUUCCAUCUGUAUUGUCCAAGAGUAGUGUGAUAACACAUCCAGCUAUAGGUACAGGUUGGAUUUCACCAAGUAGUGGAAAAGAAGUAUGUGGAGUAUUGGUGCCAUAAGAAAGUUUAACACCUCAGAUCGUCCUCCAAACUAGAGCGGGAGAAAGAAAUGUGAAUGUGAGAUAAAAAUUAAGCAUAAAGAGAAUAGAUGUUACUCAGUGGCACCUUGAAUACAAAAGGAAUGUAUAGAAACAAAGGCUUAUCUUUUAUGAAGUGAUAUUUGCCUCUCUAACUCUUGGUCUAGCAAUAUUCUGAAGGCUUUCCUCAUAAGCAGACAUUCAAGUGAACUAUAUUAUGUAGAUAUUUUACAGUAGGCUUGAAUAAGUGGUCUACGUAAUGUAAAUGCUUUACAUUUCUUUAUAUCAUUAUACACAAGGGCAACACUGUUUUUCAAAAUGUUAUAUGAAAAAUGAAAAACAAAUAAAACC
Messenger RNA from Corapipo altera (White-ruffed manakin), 4222 nucleotides. RefSeq names its product interleukin 1 receptor type 2 (gene IL1R2). NCBI's taxonomy places the organism in Eukaryota, Metazoa, Chordata, Aves, Passeriformes, Pipridae. Gene Ontology annotation, molecular function: interleukin-1 binding; interleukin-1, type II, blocking receptor activity. The record is from RefSeq and is a predicted model, not a curated record. The transcript is spliced from 9 exons. The coding region runs from base 828 to 1979 and encodes 383 amino acids.